AGGAAAUAAAUUCCAUAUGAGUUACUUCCUGCAGCCAUGUUAACUCAAUCUAAUCUGUGCUUCAAAGACCUUCAUUUGGACAAAGCGGAUGGGGGUGUGCGCCCAAGGAAGACACACACGGAACUGAUGUUUACCCUGUGGAGCUGCAAGAUGAUUCCUUUCCCGGCCACUGCGGUCGAGGUGCUAAGCAGACAGGUUCGCUGCUGUCUAUUUGAUGGUCAAAGGGUUCUCAGCAAUAUCCACACCGUCAGAGCAACUUGGCAAUCAAAGAAUCCCAAAACAUGGACCUUUUCUCCAAGAGUUACAGGAAUACUUCCCAGCCUGUUGGAUGGAGAAUGUUUCGUGAGGUCAAACUCUCAGUCGCCUGAGAUCGGUAUUCUGUUUGAAGUGGGCAUCACCUACGUUUAUCACUCAACUGGUCAUCGAGGGGAUUUGAGCUGUGGCUGGGUCUUCUUGCCUCUCUUUACUGCUGACGGAGCUCCUGUUCCCCACAGAACCUAUGAAGUUGUAUUAAAUGGUGGAACACCUUAUGAAAAAGGCUUGGAAGUGGAUCCGAUACUCACUCGAAGAGCUAACUUUUUAGAGCAGAUUUUGGUGUUCAGGAAGCAACCCAAACUCCUGGUGAAGCUGAAACCACCAGCCGGUUACAUGAGAAACGUCCUGAAGCUGCUUCCAGAGACGCUGGUCGGUCCCAAGUGCUACGCCCACCUACUGGCCUAUUAUCGACAAUUACUUGCGGAAGCCCUUCUUAAAGGCAGAAUUAAUAUGGAUAGUGCUGAUCUUAUCUGUAACCCAGUGCUGGCAACUUUCUCCGAACUACUGGAACAGACUGAUAUCGUAGAUGCUCUGCGGAGCGCUUGGUCUGAAAGGGAAUUAACCGUGAAGCGAUCAGAGAAGAGAGACGGGGAGUUCAUGAGACGGCUCUUUGUGCGGGUCUACCACGACAGUGUAUACCCUCUCCUGCGCUCCACCACCCUGCCGCCAAUCAAACAGGGCGACGACGAGGCCGAGGUCAGCAGGUGGAAGGACAUCGCCAACUUUUUACACCAAACAGCCGAGAAAAAUGGCUCGCUCUACAGCCUUCUCUCCCCAGAGCACGCCUACCAGGUGUUUGAUAUUUCGGAGAUAAGCUACGAUUUCCUGGGACUGACACGGAAAGCUGCAUCAGUCGACUGAUCUACACACACUACAAUUGCAACUAGUUUUAUUAAAAGGUGGCCAUCAACAUAAAA
Molecule: messenger RNA, 1232 nt
Organism: Leucoraja erinaceus (little skate)
Lineage: Eukaryota; Metazoa; Chordata; Chondrichthyes; Rajiformes; Rajidae
Gene: nphp1
Product: nephronophthisis 1
Biological process (GO): protein localization involved in establishment of planar polarity
Cellular component (GO): cilium; cytoplasm
Source: RefSeq, a predicted model, not a curated record